UUGAACCUUUGACUCUACCAUCGUGAUUAACUUCAUGUUGGCCCCAGCUCUGUUACCUCGACAGUAACCAAGCGCAGGAGAGAUCCAGUAGGUUAGAAUCGGCCAAAUAAUUGACCUACGGUAUUCUAGAGGAGCGAGAAUAGGCAGCAACCGCGUUUACAUGAAUUCAUCCUUACAUGAUUUAUAAAAUAACCCUCCUCCCCCCGUAACGCGGGGGUUGCUUGUCUUGCAGAAUUAUCCGCGGCACCGGUUUAGAAUAGUUUCCCAGGUUUCGGUGAUCCGAUUAAAACGUUAACAUUCUGAGUGAGGCGGAAGUGCUUUGACUGGUGUUUGUGGGAGGUGGGAGGAAAAUUGAAACUCUUAAGAGGACUUCGUUGAUUCGCUGUUUGCGAACAGUUGGAUCGGUUCCUGCCGUGACUUUAGGAAUCAGGGUCUCGCCAGGAGAAGCCAGAUUCACGCCAGUGGCUGUGACCGCUCUGGAAAUGUCUUGGACCCACUCCCUGCGCUCUUUCUCGGUUCGGAACCGGCUGCUGCUCGGAAUCCGUGUCAUCUGCCCCUCUCUUCGGUACAAGUCGGGCGCCAGGUCGCCGGUGGAUCUGGGUGCCGUGACCGAGCCACCCGUGCGGGAUCAGAAGAACGUUCAGGACAUUCCCAGUUACGGUUUACUCUCGAAUACCUACUGGUACUUCAUUAAGGGAUUCUACGAGAAAACACACGAAUUACAGAUUGCGCAUAAGAAGAAGUUUGGUCCCAUCUGGAAAUCUAGUAUCGGAGACCUUUCUGUCAUCCAUGUGGCCGAUUCUGACAUGAUUGAGGAAAUUCUGCGGCAGGAAGGCAAAUAUCCCAUCAGAGCCUACAUGCCUCACUGGCGAGAGUAUAGGGAGAUGAGAGGACACAGCUAUGGACCACUCUGUGAGUAUGGUCAAGAGUGGAAUAACAUACGCAGCAUGUUGAACCCCAAGUUGCUGAAGCCCAAGGAGGUGGCCAAUUAUUCUCCAGCCAUCAACGAGGUGGUGACUGACUUUAUGAGGAAGAUACGUUGGCUGAGGCAGACCCAAGGAGGGGGACAGGUGGUGUACGACAUCUCCGAUCAGCUCUACAAUUUUGCAUUUGAAGGUAUUGGAGUUCAUAGAAUCUUUAAUUGCAGGAAAGACUCUUGGAUGUGGGGAUCAGGGUGGCACAGUGGUGUGGUGGUUGGCGUAUUGCUUCUCAGCGCCAUAGGGGGUCAGUUCCCACCACAGUCUGAAAAGGGUUUCCGCGUGAGUUUCUGUGGCUUCUCUGGUUUCCUCCCUCACACCAAAGGGUAG
Molecule: messenger RNA, 1307 nt
Organism: Mobula hypostoma (lesser devil ray)
Lineage: Eukaryota; Metazoa; Chordata; Chondrichthyes; Myliobatiformes; Myliobatidae
Product: sterol 26-hydroxylase, mitochondrial
Exons: 3
Coding region: 483-1307 (274 amino acids)
Biological process (GO): cellular response to peptide hormone stimulus; glucocorticoid biosynthetic process; C21-steroid hormone biosynthetic process
Cellular component (GO): mitochondrial inner membrane
Molecular function (GO): iron ion binding; heme binding; monooxygenase activity
Source: RefSeq, a predicted model, not a curated record